Cajanus cajan (pigeon pea) is the source of this 2124-nucleotide messenger RNA. The record is from RefSeq and is a predicted model, not a curated record. Lineage: Eukaryota; Viridiplantae; Streptophyta; Magnoliopsida; Fabales; Fabaceae.
CACUACAAAGAUUCAUCCUCACACGACACCGUUUUCAUCCGCUCCACCUCCACGGCACUUGGCUUUAGCCCCGCCACUCUCACUAUUUCAUUUCCACUUAUGCCCCUACCCGGCGUUCCAAAUUUCAAUUCGUUCGAUUUCGCCAAACACUCGAUACAAGAAACUUCGAUUUUCGAUCGCGGAGAAUCGAAACCCUAAUUGUCACCCUUCUUGGGCUUUUGUUUUUUUGUGUGGUUUUAGUUUCCAAGGUUUUGAUCCGUUUCGGAAUGGGCGAUCGAGGAGAAGACGAGGAUUUGCAAAUGGCGAUUCGGAUGAGCAUGACGCCAGAGCCGAAGCGCAGCAAGCCACGCGACGCCGUCGCCGGGGCGGUCUCGGUAUCACCGGAAGACUCGCCGGAGUCCAAGACCAGGCGUCGGGAGCUCAUGGCGGCGGCUGCGGAGAAGCGGAUGGCGGCGGCGGUGAGGCUUUCGCCUUCGAAACCACCGCCGGCGAGGCUUUCACCUUCGACGCCACCGCCGGCGAUGAAGGGUGGUGAAUUGGGGAGGAGAGUGGAGGAGCCGCGGUUGAAGGGUGUGAAUUCGAGUAAGGAGCUUUCUGCGGAUGUGGCUAAUCAGUUGUUUACUAUGGUGUUUGGGAAUGAAGUCUCUAAGGGCAUUCUUGCACAGUGGAGCAACCAGGGAAUACGGUAUAGCUCUGAUCCUGUAACAUCAAUGGGCCUAGUGCAACAUGAAGGCGGCCCCUGUGGCGUUUUGGCAGCAAUACAAGCAUUUGUGCUUAAAUACAUCAUUUUCUUCAGUGAUGAGUUGAAAGAUGCAUUGUACAUGCCACAUAAGGGUCUGGGUGCAUCAUUUAAAAGUCAAUCUGUUCCAUCAUAUAAUUUUUCUUCUCUCACUGAAGGUGUAAAAGUAAGCAGAGCCCUUGUAAGAAGUAUGGGUGAAAUUUUAUUUUCAUGUGGAAGUAAUAGAAGGGCUGUAAUUGCAACUUUGAGCAUUCCAGAGAAUGACAUUCAGCAUUUUGAAGGGACAUCAGAGGAUGAGGUUAUUGCAAAAUCACUUAAAGGUCUUUCCAUUGAAUCUGCCUUGGAUCUGCAGAAAGUUCUUAGAGUUGAAACAUGCACAUCACAAACAACUGCAUUGCAAAGGCUGGAAGCAAAUCUUUCCUUAUUCCAAAGUCGAAUGGGAGCAUUGCUUUUCCUAAUAUCUGCUUUACUUUCUCGGGGGCUGGACUUGGUCCAAAGUGACCGGGAUGAUCCUAGCCUACCACUGGUUACUGCACCUUUUGGACAUGCCUCCCAGGAAAUUGUGAACCUACUGCUUUGUGGGGAGGCUGUCCCUAAUGUGUUUGACGGAAGGAUGGAUUUAGGUGGAGGAAUGUUUCUGAAAGGUAUAUCCCGAGAUGUGGAAGUUGGAUUUCUCACCCUACUAGAAUCCCUGAAUUUUUGUAAGGUUGGUCAAUUUCUGAAAUCCCCAAAGUGGCCAAUAUGGGUUGUUGGGAGUGAAUCCCAUUACACAGUGCUGUUUGCUCUUGACCCUAGCGUCCAAAAUGAGAAUGAACUAGAAGGAAGGGAAACUCAGAUUCGCAAAGCUUUUGAUGCACAAGAUCAGAGUGGAGGUGGCGGCUUCAUUAGUGUGGAAGGGUUCCAUCAAGUGCUUAAAGAAACAAAUAUCAAAUUUCCACCAGAUAAGCUAGAACAUCUUUGCUCUGCAGGUUUCAUUGUAUGGAGUGAAUUCUGGCAAGUGAUUUUGGAUCUUGACCAAAGCUUGGGAGGUUUGAAGGAUUCAUCAGGAUUGAUGGGUAGGAAGGUUUUUGAUCUAUACCAUUUUAAUGGGAUUGCUAAAUCAGAUCUGAAUGGCAGUCAAGUAAUUUCUGGGGGUGAAACUCCAUUGCAAAGACCCCGGCUAACAAAAUUGAGAGUUUCAGUUCCUCCAAGGUGGACGCCUGAGGAAUUUAUGGCAGAUGUGAAAGUUUCGACUGCUUCUACUGCAAGUGAGUCUGUUGGGAAGGACAAUGAAGAAUCUAAACCAGAGUCUUCUCAGCAUGCACCUUUGGUGGACUGCAUAAGGACACGCUGGGCCCGGGCAGUCUGCAGUUGGUCAGGGGAUCCUCCUAGUAUAGUUUGAGUUG